GAUAACUUUAUGCGAUUUAUAAUGAUUAAAAUCUUAUUUAACAUUUCCUGACAGUUGAAUAAUUGUGAAUAAACAAUGUCUGAAUGUAGGAUUUGCUUGGAAACAAGGAAGAAUGUGCGGUGUAUAUUUAAGGGCACGGAUCGGGACCUCAAUACUACGUUCGCUGACAUGAUAACUUACGUCGCUAGUAUUAAGAUUGCAAGAGAAGACGGGAUCACGGAUCAGAUAUGCCUGACUUGUCGGAAAAAGCUCACAGAGUUAUAUGAUUUUAAACUUCUCAUACUAAGGUCCAACACUCAACUGCAUCAAAAGAACAAUUCAAAUUUCAAAAGGAUCCAUUUUAACGACAUAACAGAUGUCAAGCUUGAAAUCGCUGUGGCCCCGACUGAUGAGAAAUAUCUACUCAAAGAUUACGAGGACAUUAAGAUGAAUCUGCAGAGUGCAGAGGACUCUGUAUGUUACAAGGAUACCACAAUUAAGAAGGUGGAGCCAAGCUCCGUGGAAGUGGAGAUAGACAAUCAGCCGAUGUCGGUGAUGGACUUUCUUGACACCAUCAAAGAUGAUCUGCAAAAUGACUAUGACCAGGAUUUCGAUACGGCCCAAAGCGAUCCAGAUUCGGACUCUGAUGAAUAUUUGCCACACAGCAUUUUACAGAAGAAAUAUGGGAAAAAACAUAAGAAAAAGAAAAAGACUAAAUUGUCAAAACCCACCAAAAACGGAAACACCAAAACGGAAGCACCGAGCCGUGUCCGUAUAAAGCCGACCUGGAUCGAGGACCUGCGCGUCAUGGCCACGUACGAGCCCAAGAGCAAGAGACCCAGAGAGAAGAAGAAGUACAAGUCCAAGACGAAGGAGGGGAUGUGCCCCUACUGCGGCAAGCUCUCUAAGAACCUCGCCAGCCAUCUCGUGUUACAUAGGGAGCCGCUGUAUAAGUGCGGCUUUGAGCCGACCUGGAUCGAGUACCUGUGCGUCAUGGCCACGUACGAACCCAAGAGCAAGAGACCCAGAGAGAAGAAGAAGUACAAGUCCAAGACGAAGGAGGGGAUGUGCCCCUACUGCGGCAAGCUCUCCAAGAACCUCGCCAGCCAUCUCGUGUUACAUAGGGAGCCGCUGUAUAAGUGCGGCUUUGAGCCGACCUGGAUCGAGGACCUCCGCGUCAUGGCCACGUACGAACCCAAGAGCAAGAGACCCAGAGAGAAGAAGAAGUACAAGUCCAAGACGAAGGAGGGGAUGUGCCCCUACUGCGGCAAGCUCUCCAAGAACCUCGCCAGCCAUCUCGUGUUACAUAGGGAGCCGCUGUAUAAGUGCGGCUUUGAGGGUUGCGGCAGAACGUUCCACCACCGCGCCCCCAUGCUGAGCCACGAGCGCGCGCACACCGCCGCGCGGGACUUCCGCUGCGACCAGUGCGUCGCGGCCUUCCACUCGCUGCACGCGCUCAACCAAACGUUCCACCACCGAGCCACCACGCUGAGCCACGAGCGCGCGCACACCGCCGCGCGGGACUUCCGCUGCGACCAGUGCGUCGCGGCCUUCCACUCGCUGCACGCGCUCAACCAAACGUUCCACCACCGAGCCACCACGCUGAGCCACGAGCGCGCGCACACCGCCGCGCGGGACUUCCGCUGCGACCAGUGCGUCGCGGCCUUCCACUCGCUGCACGCGCUCAACCAAACGUUCCACCACCGAGCCACCACGCUGAGCCACGAGCGCGCGCACACCGCCGCGCGGGACUUCCGCUGCGACCAGUGCGUCGCGGCCUUCCACUCGCUGCACGCGCUCAACCAAACGUUCCACCACCGAGCCACCACGCUGAGCCACGAGCGCGCGCACACCGCCGCGCGGGACUUCCGCUGCGACCAGUGCGUCGCGGCCUUCCACUCGCUGCACGCGCUCAACCAAACGUUCCACCACCGAGCCACCACGCUGAGCCACGAGCGCGCGCACACCGCCGCGCGGGACUUCCGCUGCGACCAGUGCGUCGCGGCCUUCCACUCGCUGCACGCGCUCAACCAAACGUUCCACCACCGAGCCACCACGCUGAGCCACGAGCGCGCGCACACCGCCGCGCGGGACUUCCGCUGCGACCAGUGCGUCGCGGCCUUCCACUCGCUGCACGCGCUCAACCAACACAAGAAAUGUCACGACCAGACAAGAAGAUACGUUUGUGAAACCUGCAGCAAGUCUUACAAGCGGGGGCACCAGCUAUCCCGGCACGUGCGCACACACAACUCCGCCAACAAGAACGUCCAGUGCGAGCUGUGCAACAUGUCCUUCUUCUCACAGAUCGGGCUGAGACACCACAUGAGGGUGCACACCGGCGAGCGGCCCUACAACUGCGAGCUGUGCUCGCAGCCGUACAGCUACAAGCACGACUUCAACCGCCACUGCCUCAAGAAGCACGGGGUGUUCCUCAAGCGGCGCUCGGUCAACGUGAUGAACGCGGAGGUGUUGUCUCGCGAGCGCCUGGUGAUGCGCGAGCUGGCGGCGGCGGCGCGCUCCGGGGCUAUGGGCCCGCCGCCGGCGCUCUUCGUCGGCAAACAGGGCGCCCUGGCCUACGAGCUGGCUAUCCGCACUUUACGCAAGAACCCGCUGCUACUCGCGCCGCACUCUUGAUGACAAAUCAUUAUACAACCACAGACAGAAGUGAUGUGAACAUU
Messenger RNA from Cydia amplana, 2657 nucleotides. Its product is annotated as zinc finger protein 808-like. NCBI's taxonomy places the organism in Eukaryota, Metazoa, Arthropoda, Insecta, Lepidoptera, Tortricidae. The record is from RefSeq and is a predicted model, not a curated record. The coding region runs from base 76 to 2613 and encodes 845 amino acids. Gene Ontology annotation, biological process: negative regulation of transcription by RNA polymerase II. The transcript has 19 exons. Gene Ontology annotation, molecular function: DNA-binding transcription repressor activity, RNA polymerase II-specific; zinc ion binding. Gene Ontology annotation, cellular component: nucleus.